AUGGCUGAGAAUACACUGUCGAAAGACAUAUCUGAGAUUCAAGAUAAACAGUCCUUCAAAGAGACGACUAGGACGGGCGGAAAAAAUGACCCCAAACAAGUCCGUAAUAUAUGCAUUCUCGCACAUGUUGAUCACGGAAAGACCACUCUUGCUGACCAUCUGAUUGCCUCUUAUGGUGGGGGUGUCCUUCACCCAAAGCAAGCAGGCAAACUCAGAUUCAUGGACUACUUGGACGAGGAACAGAGGCGUGCUAUCACCAUGAAGAGCUCAUCCAUUGCUCUCCAGUUCAAAGACCAUUUCAUCAAUUUAAUAGAUUCCCCGGGCCACAUGGAUUUCUGUAGUGAGGUCUCAACCGCUGCCCGGUUGAGUGAUGGUGCGUUGGUGUUGGUGGAUGCCGUUGAGGGUGUUCAUAUUCAGACGCAUGCCGUGUUGCGCCAGGCCUGGAUCGAGAAACUAACCCCGUGUUUGGUUUUGAAUAAGGUCGACCGGCUGAUAUGUGAGUUGAGAUUGAGUCCCAUGGAAGCCUAUAACAGGUUGCUGAGGAUCGUCCAUGAGGUCAACGGAAUAGUUAGUACAUUUAAGUCUGAGAAGUACUUGUCUGAUGUUGAUUCCUUGCUUUCGGUUGCCCCAUCCGGUGAUGAGGUGAAUUACGAGUCUGUUGAGGAUGAUGAGGAGGAUGCUUUUCAACCACAGAAAGGAAAUGUGGUCUUCGUUUGUGCUCUGGAUGGGUGGGGAUUCCGUGUUCACGAUUUUGCUGAGUUUUAUGCUACUAAGUAUGGGCAGAGCUUGGACGUUUUACAGAAGUCAUUAUGGGGACCUUGGUACUACAAUGCCAAGACUAAGAAGAUUGUGCGGAAGAAAGGUAUAAGCAGCACAUCAAAUCCUAAGCCCAUGUUUGUGGAGCGUAUUCUGGAGCCCCUGUGGUAUGUUUAUCAGGUUGUUCUGGAAGCCGAUGCUGAUAGGGGAAUUCUUGAAAAGGUUAUAAAAAAUUUUCAUCUAUCCAUACCUUCACAUGAACUUCAGAAUAAAGACCCUAAGGCCGCACUUCAAGCCGUUAUGAGCCGUUGGCUCCCAUUAUCUGAUACUAUCUUGUCCAUGGUCAUCAAGUGCAUGCCCGACCCUGCUGCCGCACAGUCUUUCCGAAUAUCUAGAUUGCUUCCCAAAAGAGAGAGUAUCAAUAAUGGUGGUGAUCCUGAUGAUGUGCUUCGUGAGGCAGAACUGGUAAGGAAAUCUGUAGAGGCUUGCGAAUCGGGUCCCGGCGACCCGUGUGUUGCGUUCGUCUCUAAAAUGUUUGCGGUCCCCAUGAAGAUGCUUCCACGUGAGGAGAUUGUGAACAAGUACUCUAUGGAUGAUGGGGAUUCAGAAGAGUGCUUCCUUGCAUUCGCGAGGGUCUUCAGCGGGACUCUCUUCGCAGGGCAGAGGGUUUUCGUGCUUUCAGCACUGUAUGAUCCGCUCAAGGUGGAUGAAUCCAAGCAGAAGCAUGUCCAGGAAGCUGAUGUGCAGUCAUUGUAUCUAAUGAUGGGUCAGGGUUUAAAACCAGUUGCCUCUGUAAGUGCUGGUAAUAUUGUCGCCAUACGGGGGCUCGGGCAGCAUAUACUGAAGACUGCUACACUUUCUUCAACGAUAAAUUGUUGGCCUUUUUCGAACAUGGUUUUUCAAGUUUCCCCGACACUUAAGGUCGCAAUUGAGCCGUCAGAUCCUGCUGAUAUGGGCGCACUCAUGAAUGGCUUACGUCUGUUGAACCGUGCGGACCCUUUUGUCGAGGUCUCUCUUUCCUCUAGAGGGGAGCAUGUUCUGGCUGCUGCGGGUGAAGUUCAUUUGGAGAGAUGCGUGAAAGAUUUAAAGGAGAGGUUUGCGAAGGUGAGUCUUGAAGUCUCGCCCCCGCUCGUCUCCUAUAAAGAGACGAUUGAGGGAGAGAUGAUGACUAGUCAUCCUUUGGAGAAUAUGAAAUUAUUUAACGGUGGAAGCUCCGAAUGUGUGGAGAAAACAACACCGAACGGCAGGUGUGUGGUCCGUGUGCAGGUCGCGAAACUUCCAGUUGCUCUUGCUAAGCUGCUGGAUGAGAGUUCUGAACUGCUAGGAGAUAUAAUUGGUGGCAAAUCUAAACAGGCUCUAAAAAGCCUGGAAACCUCUAGGGGUACCAUAGUGGAAGACGAGAAUCCAAUAGAGGCACUCAGGAAAAGGAUGAUGGAUGCUGUAGAGAGUGAAUACCUUUCCACCGAGAACACUGAGGUGGAGAGGGAUCAUCGCAUUGAAAAAUACCAGAAAUUUUGGAAAAACAAUUUCAAGAGGAUUUGGGCAUUGGGCCCAAAGCAGGUGGGUCCCAACAUUCUCUUCACUCCAGACACAAAAAGGAGCCUGGAGGGUGGUUCGGUUCUUCUGAAGGGCUUCCCUUACGUUUCCGAUAAAUUAGGCUUUCUAGAUGCUGAUGAAUCACCAUCUUCAUCAUCAUUAUCAUCAUCAACGCCAGAUGAUGAAAUGUUGUUAAGAGAAGCCGAGAGUUUGGAGAGCUGUGUUUUGUCCGGAUUCCAGCUGGCCACCUCGUCCGGUCCGUUGUGCGACGAGCCCAUGUGGGGUCUGGCCUUUUUCAUUGAGGCUUCCGUGUACCCCAUUGACCAGCAGUCAACUAGCGAUAAUUCCCUGACCCAACAACACCAGCAGCCCGAGCCAUACGGUGUCUUCACAGGGCAGGUCAUGACAGCUGUUAAGGAAGCUUGCAGGGCAGCCGUGCUACAGAACAAACCUAGGCUCGUUGAGGCUAUGUACUUCUGUGAACUGAAUACCCCCACCGAGUAUCUGGGGCCCAUGUAUGCAGUUCUUUCGAGAAGGCGGGCCCGGGUUCUGAAGGAAGAAAUGCAGGAAGGGUCAUCUUUGUUCACUGUGCACGCUUAUGUACCGGUUGCUGAGAGCUUUGGAUUUGCAGACGAGUUGAGAAGAUGGACUUCCGGGGCAUCAAGUGCGCUUCUUGUUUUUAGCCACUGGGAGAUGCUUUCGGAGGACCCAUUUUUCGUGCCCAAAACGGAGGACGAGCUUGAGGAGUUUGGGGAUGGGUCGAGCGUGCCACAGAAUACUGCCAGGAAGCUCAUUAAUGCCGUGAGGAGGCGAAAGGGGCUUCCUGUGGAGGAGAAAGUGGUGCAGCAUGCGACCAAGCAGAGGACUUUGGCUCGUAAAGUGUAG
This is a messenger RNA of Striga hermonthica, 3177 nucleotides long. Lineage: Eukaryota; Viridiplantae; Streptophyta; Magnoliopsida; Lamiales; Orobanchaceae. The record is from the annotation of a GenBank genome assembly.